CAGAACUGAAGAUCAGUGCGGCAGCGGCGUAAAGAGCGACAUCAACGAUCAGCUGAAAAAAGAAAACCAAAACCUGCCAAAACAAAAUAAGCGAAGAAAGAACUGUCGGCCAUUGAAAGAACCGGGUACCGGCUGAGCUGAAGCGGCAGAGCCGGCGCGACGUGUUCGAGCCACGUGCGCUGACGGUACUGCUCCCCGAAGUCCGAAGUCCGCCCCCCAAAAAUGGACUCCGUGUACAGUUCUGGCGCCCGGCUCACGAAGCAGCUCCAGGAUCACUGCGAGGGCUACGACCGCUUUUUUUCCUGGGUCUCGUACAUCGCCGAUCCGCCGCGCUUCGCGGUCGGCAUCUACCCGAUCGCCUUCUCGCUUCACCACCCGCUCGGCAUCCGAAUCCUCCUGGCCGCCUCCUGCUCCGAGUUCAUCAACGUCACCGUCAAAUGGAUCCUGAACGAGCACCGACCCUUCUGGUACGUCAAGGCCCACAAGGAACUGGGCGUCCAGCUCGCCCAGACGCCCCAGACCUGCGAGACCGGACCGGGCUCCCCGUCGGGGCACGUCAUGGUAAGCGCCGCUGUCCUCUUCAGCGUCAUCUGGUACGCGACGCGCGACAAGGACGUUCGGGUGAUGCGGAGGCGUCGCUGGAUCUGGUACAUCAUCUGGCCCACGUAUUUUCUGUACCUUGGGGUCGUCGGAGCGUCGCGGGUCUACAUCGGUGCCCACUUCCCGCACCAGAUCGUCCUCGGACUCCUGGUGGGCUUCGCCAACGGGUACCUGAUGACCUUCCUGGACGUCGACGCCUGGAAGAUGGGCCAGUACGCCGUAGUCAGUGGGGUCAUCACUAUUACCUGCGCGUCCAUCUAUUUCGGGCUGAUGGCCCUCGGAAUAGACCCUCAUGAAUCGGCCAAGUUGGCGCUGGGCGCCUGCGAUGACCCGACCUACGUGAACGUCAACACGAAUCCGCUCUACGGCAUGAUGCGGAAUCUGGCAUGUCCGCUCGGGCUGGGCUAUGCGCUGAGUCGACCGAAUGCGGCGAAAGUUUUGGAGGGCGCCAAGCGGGCGCCGGUUUGGGCUAGGCUCUUGGCCGGGUUCGGGGGAGUCGCGGUAGGCAAGGUGAUUUUGUCCCUGCCCAAGCCCAAGAACGAAAUCCUACUCCACGCUGGUGCGGCGGUCCAGUUCUUCAUCUUCUCCUUCGCGGUCGGGUACGGUAUUCCGUAUCUCUUGUAUCGCAGCUACAGGCAGGUCAACCCUUUCCUCGCUGCGCCCAAGAAGGAGUCUUUCUCGACUUCGUCGUCUGAAUAGAGAACUGUCCCCGUUGACGGACAGCCGACCAAAACUCACCGGUGCUCUUGACCUGUUACUAGAGCAAGAAAAUCUAAAAGAAACACAACAGUCUUGGCGCUGUGCAGUGUUUCUUUCAUUGUGCGACCCAAAUCUCUUCUAAGGGGAAAAAAAAAAAAAAAAAAGAUGCCUAGUUUGUGUUGUUUAGUUUGGUGGGCUUGCUUCCAAACAGACUGCCAAUUCGUCUCGCUGCACAGAUUAAUUCAAAUUAACAUCGCUUCCUCUCUUGUACAAAAUAAUCAACAUUUGCUGGAAAAGCUUGCCAAUUACAUGAUUUAAACUAAUUUAAUAGUUCGGUCGUGACCAUGUUUACGUUUCCUUCUCAGAACAGCCUUCGAGUAAAUAAUAAUAAAUGUCAAAAAGUUGUGUUUUUGGUGCCUCGAAGAGUAUAACUUUGUUUAAAACAUAUUUUUAAUUAUGAUUUUGCAAGUGAAAUGUUCUUACCAAUGCAGUCUUUUGCAGCAUAGACCGCAAGCACAAAUUUACUACACUGGGAAAAGAUUUUGCUUAUACCUUGUGCGACAGUGGCAGGUGGCAUCCUUACUACAAAUAAACCGUGUGCAUGCAAUUAUAAAACAUAAUAAAAAAAAGCAUCAAGUGCUUGUAGGAUCUGCAAAAUAGCAUACGUUAUCAUGUCAUUUCAUCGAAACCCGUUUGAGACAACGGGCACUCCUCUUGUUUGAGAGAACGGGCAGAAUUCUCUAAAAGGACACUUAUCGCCAUUUUUCUAAACUGGGUUUUUCUGUAGAGGGAUUCAAUAAAGUGGGGUCGGUUAAACGGCGUUUGCUAAGACGCGCUUCUCUAAACCGCACGCCUCCAAUCCGAAAGGAUCUUUUUGUUUUCAUAGGAGAAGGUCCACCGCAGACUGGUUGCUGAAGCUGCUAUACAUCCACAUUAAACUUGCACAUCCAUAUUAAAUUUGCCGUUUAAAAAUAUUUAAGAAAAUUUUUCAACAAUGUAAAAUGUUGAUAAAGCUGUUGCACCGUUUGUGACCCAGCUUUGAAAUGUUUCGUAUGGAUGAAUGAACUGAUUAUGUGGCUCAACUCUUUCAAACAGCAGCUUAACAAGUUGACCAGGCUGUCUCUUAAAAUAAACAAUGUUAAACUGUUAAAUGUCUAGUAAUCUAUAGCACCAUUCCUGUAUAUUUCAACCUCUAAUAUGUUUUAAAACAACACUCUACAAGUGUCUGUGUGCAUUUAUAUCUCGUACAAGAUCUGUAUAACAGGCUGUGAUAUUAGAAAGCUGCUAAUAAUCUAGGCGGCAGAAAAAAAAAAAGAAAAAAGUAUGCUCUUAUUUAUUAUGUUUCACCUAGUGCUUGUUCAAAGUGUUACCAUAUGUGAUAUAUAUGUGACCAUGGUAUAUUUGGAAUCCAUUGGCAAGAUGGUAAUCCCGUGAUGAAUGUUUGGACGUCUGCAUUGUUAAGUGACAAAUAAUGUCCCGGGUUUUUCAGUUAAUAAAUUUAGGAACCAAAUAAAGCUUGCAACAUCACUUGGCCAAGCCAAAGGCACCAGCUGCAAUAGAUUGCGAGA
Molecule: messenger RNA, 2867 nt
Organism: Ixodes scapularis (black-legged tick)
Lineage: Eukaryota; Metazoa; Arthropoda; Arachnida; Ixodida; Ixodidae
Product: glucose-6-phosphatase 3
Exons: 1
Coding region: 223-1299 (358 amino acids)
Biological process (GO): gluconeogenesis; glucose 6-phosphate metabolic process
Cellular component (GO): membrane
Molecular function (GO): glucose-6-phosphatase activity
Source: RefSeq, a predicted model, not a curated record